GCUUGGAGUAAGCUAUGCUCACAGCUGUAGCUGCUCUAACUAGUAUGACUAGGAUACUUUAGUAGUGGGCAAUAUGCAACCUCGGCAAAUUGCUUUUGACUCUGCGCCUCAUAAUGAUUGUGAACAUACACUGACCCAAAACAAUGUACACUCAAUCUUACUGCGCAAACUACAAUAUGUGUUGUAUCAAUCAAUCCUGUCGCCUGUCGAUGUAAGAGGUGAUGUUUGGCUGAAAGGCGCUAACGUGAUUGGAUACCUAGUCACAUGGAAGAAACGGGCAGGAAGAGGCUCCGAAGAAUGUCACUCGUCCAUUCCACCUUACUUCUGCUUGUGCACCAGACCGCGUCAAGAAGAGCCGGGGUCUUGUCGUGUCCUCAAAGAACUACUCUACUUGCUACCGGUACUCGGCGACAAGCCUAGAGGCAGGUGUAUACAGAUUCAGCGCAGACAGGGUUCAAGCAUCGGCUGGUCCGGUUGGUCUCGCUUAUCCCUACAAGCUUGUGACUCGAGGAGCGAAAACACUGAAUCAAUGACAUGGAAAGAUGGGUUUGCCAACGAGUUGAUAUUUCAAAUCGUGAGUAAGUGAGCAAGGAUGUCGCCCAGACUAACCGGAUGUCGGAGCAUUCGGCUACUCUAGCAGCAACUAGCAGGAUGCCGCGAGUCCGCGGCGGCAAGCAGUUGCCGAGCACGAGUAGCGAUGUCGUAUCCUGGGGGAAAUGAGAGGUUGCAAGCGCAAUGUCCGGCGGGUCUAAAAGUAGCGUGUAUACGAAAGCGAGGGAGAGAG
Messenger RNA from Aplosporella prunicola CBS 121167, 784 nucleotides. RefSeq lists its product as uncharacterized. The transcript has a single exon. The record is from RefSeq and is a predicted model, not a curated record. Lineage: Eukaryota; Fungi; Ascomycota; Dothideomycetes; Botryosphaeriales; Aplosporellaceae. Bases 74 to 586 code for a protein of 170 amino acids.